Molecule: messenger RNA, 1673 nt
Organism: Lates calcarifer (barramundi perch)
Lineage: Eukaryota; Metazoa; Chordata; Actinopteri; Centropomidae
Product: mitochondrial carnitine/acylcarnitine carrier protein
Exons: 9
Coding region: 339-1238 (299 amino acids)
Biological process (GO): carnitine transmembrane transport; mitochondrial transport
Cellular component (GO): mitochondrial envelope
Molecular function (GO): O-acyl-L-carnitine transmembrane transporter activity
Source: RefSeq, a predicted model, not a curated record
CUGGACACUGAGAUAUACAGAGGAAGUAUGAGACCACAAAGUAAAACAAAGUGUCUUUGUUAGUUUCAGAACAUGUGAGUUUUAUAGUCAGAUGAAGUGUGUGUGUCAGUGACUGUCUGCAGACUCAGCUGGAACCAAAGUCCAGCUCCGUCCUGUACGUGGCAGCAGACAGACAGGCCGUUAUAAAGGCAGAGAGACAGCUGAUGUCUCACCACCACCCCCUCCGCCCUCCCCUCCACACCCACACACACAGUGAGACAGCACAGCGGCGGACUGUCGGGGCGGUGUGAAGUGCUCUGUGACCCGGUCUGUGUGCGCUCUGGCCAUGCGGGGAGAGGAUGGGGGAAGAGCCCAGAGUUUCUCCGCUGAAGAACUUCGUGGCCGGGGGAGUCGGUGGAGCCUGUCUGCUGCUGGCCGGACACCCGCUGGACACCAUCAAGGUGAGACUACAGACGCAGCCCAAAGCCUCCUGCGCUCAGUAUGUGCUCUACACAGGAACAUACGACUGCUUCCGCAAGACUGUGUCCAAAGAGGGUAUCCUCGGCCUCUAUAAAGGUAUGGGGGCUCCCCUGGCGGGCGUGGCUCCCAUGAUGGCCAUCAGUUUCUUUGGCUUCGGUCUGGGGAAACAGCUCCAGCAGACGGAUCCUGGCAAACCCCUAACACACUCUCAGAUAUUCCUGUCCGGCUGUCUGGCAGGAGUCUUCACCACGGUGAUUGUGGCUCCGGGAGAGAGGAUCAAAUGUUUACUGCAGGUGCAGGCCAGCAGCGGCCGGUUGAAGUAUGCAGGUCCAGUUGACUGUGCUGUCAGGCUCUAUAAGGAGCAGGGGAUCCGCAGUGUCUACAAAGGGACUGUGCUUACUCUCAUCAGAGAUGUGCCUUCUAAUGGUCUCUACUUCCUGACUUAUGAAUACCUCAAAAACUUCCUGACACCUGAAGGUCAAAGUGUCUCUCAGCUCAGCACUCCCAACAUCCUCCUGGCCGGAGGCGUCGCAGGGAUAUUAAACUGGACGAUCGCUCUUCCUCCAGAUGUCCUCAAAUCCAACUUCCAGACAGCUGCAGACGGGAAGUACAGAGGUCUGCUCGACGUCCUGAGAACGCUGCUUCGAGAAGAAGGACCUACAGGCCUCUAUAAGGGCUUUAACGCUGUCUUCCUGCGAGCCUUCCCUGCCAACGCGGCCUGUUUUCUGGGGUUUGAGGUGGCACUGAAGGGAUUAAACACACUCGCACCCAGUUGGUGAAAUGAUCCAGUUUGUAAAGAAGAGGCCUCAGUCUGGACCAGAACAAAACUCUCCUCUGAGUCACAUCUGUUUCUUUGUACCUCAAACUGUUUCAUGUCACAUUUCAGGACAGUGAAAUGUGAGGAAUCUUCUGUAUUCUUAAAUGUAUUUUUACAUUUAAUUUUACAAAUUAAUUAAUUUAAUUGUCAUCCUUUGCAACCAUGAUUUUAUUCUCACUUUUUGUGAGCAACAGCACAUGCACAUUUACGAAUGUAUGAUUUUUAAGUGUUUACAAACUAUUUAUGAUGUUUGUACAAUAAUACAUUUAGCCCCAUUUAGUUUAAUAUGGAUUUAAAGAUGUUUUUACAGAUUUACAGGCUCUGCCAUAAGGUUUGCUCUGUGCACAGGCAGCGGGGAAGUUUUAUAAGCUUUGUGAAUAAAAUGUUUGAAUAAAGA